UUGUUAGAGCAAAUGUACAGUUGAUCCUAUGGCUUAGAUGUGGGCGAGGAAUAUGAUCUACCUUUACUGUAUAAAAGAAAGAUGCAACUUUUUCGUACAUCAGUUUCAGGAGCGUACAUCCAAGCGUCAAGGACAGCUUACAUCCAAACGCCAUUCUACAGUUUCUCAGCUGUCUGAUUUAUUCUUGUUGACCAAAAGAGGUAAUAUAUUUUUAAGUUUUUGUUACUGUUAAAGAGGAACAAUUACAUGUUUUUGUCAUUCUCUUUUCCUCCUUUACAGAAGUUUUCUUCUUCCAUUCUGUUGAAGUUUUUACUUUGAAAGUUAACUUAAAGGUUGCUUUGGGACUAAAACAUCAGUGGUGGGGGUUAAACUAGCUUGAUCAUGGAUUUCUACGGGAAGUAUGUAGCUGUCACUUUGACCAUUUUAUCUGUAUUGCUGCAUCUUCUUCAUGCUUUCCCAGAUGGAGAGUUUCUCAUGCAGGGUUGUCCAGAGUGCAAGCUAGGAGAGAACAGAUUCUUUUCCAAGCCAGGAGCCCCCAUUUACCAGUGCACUGGGUGCUGUUUCUCCCGUGCCUAUCCUACUCCAAUGAGGUCCAAGAAGACCAUGCUUGUUCCUAAGAACAUUACAUCGGAAGCAACGUGCUGUGUAGCAAAGGCAUUUACUAAGAUCACCCUUAAGGACAACGUGAAGAUAGAGAACCAUACAGAUUGUCACUGCAGUACCUGCUACUAUCAUAAAUCCUAAAGCCAGUCCCUUUGUUAAUGAUCAAGGACAAUGGUGAAUGGAAUAUUUGUUUUUGAGCUUUUAUAGCACCGCUGUGUAAAAUGUUAUGUUUUCUGGUCAAGACACUGGGUAGACUUUUGAGUAAAAUGGAUGGCUGUUUCAUUUCCUCUUUGCUUCUUCAUGCAUUUAAGUAAGUUCAAUUAUUUCCAUUCGGGAUAAAAUACAGCACUUGCAUGACAAC
Messenger RNA from Pezoporus flaviventris, 964 nucleotides. It is a transcript of the gene CGA, whose product is annotated as glycoprotein hormones, alpha polypeptide. The record is from RefSeq and is a predicted model, not a curated record. Gene Ontology annotation, cellular component: extracellular region; follicle-stimulating hormone complex. The transcript is spliced from 4 exons. Bases 382 to 744 code for a protein of 120 amino acids. NCBI's taxonomy places the organism in Eukaryota, Metazoa, Chordata, Aves, Psittaciformes, Psittacidae. Gene Ontology annotation, biological process: thyroid hormone generation; positive regulation of steroid biosynthetic process. Gene Ontology annotation, molecular function: follicle-stimulating hormone activity.